UUGAAACGUAACCCCUAGCGGUAGAUUAAACGACAUGCGCACCACACACCGAUCCUCUGCCGCAUCCUUCCAGAUGCAUCCGUUCUCAAUUGAUCAUUGAUUGCUAGUUCCGCAAAAUGAUUAAUUCUCGACCCGAUAGAUCUGAGUUAUUCGAAAGCUUGUUUUCAGUUUUAUUGAUCCGCGAUUAAGAUUGAAAGUGUUUUAAAUGGGGUGUGGUUUAUCAGGGUUUGUGGAGGUUAAAAAAUGGAUCAGAAAUAUCAGAGAGUGGAGAUGGGGGUGGGUGCGUUUCAUCACCCACCGAGAGCAAAAUACAGCGAGGAGACGAAGAAUUUGAUCAAACUUCUAAUGGAAGAAUCCAAAGUGAGUAUGAUGAAAAGAAAAUCUAUUCAAGAAGCGAUUAACAAAGGUGAAUCCUUGCCAGCUGCUGUGGAAAGAUCGGAAACAGGAUCGAAUAAGCAUAAUUUAGGAUAUCAGGUUUUAAUGCCUACCGUUUGGAAAAAACGAUCGCAAGAUACGAUUAUUAAAAGCGGCGCGUAUGAGAGGGAACAAUAUAGAAGAACGUCUCCUUUACGUAAUACAGAAAAGCAAAAGCGUCAUUUAGCAUGCAUGAUGGCGUAUGGAAAGGACAUGCCAGAAACUCCUCGUGGUCCAAGGAUUCUUCAUAAAGCGAGACGAGAACCACACUUUCCUGAUACCAGUGAUCCCAUCGAUGAUUUGGUUCGUGGAAUUCAAGAAAGAAUGGAGUUUUUAAGCGACAUGGAAUGUCUUGGAAUGGGGAAAAAAUAUCGUCUUACAAUACAACAAGAAAUAGCGCAUAAAUUACGAUUGAUCGAAUCUGUAGACAAGCAGAGAUCGAAGGAAAUUCGAAAAGAGAUCAGAGAACUUGAAAGACCAUUGCCAAAACCAUUUCCUUUAGGACAGCUAGAUGACAAUUAA
This is a messenger RNA of Bombus impatiens (common eastern bumble bee), 936 nucleotides long. RefSeq names its product UPF0193 protein EVG1 homolog. Lineage: Eukaryota; Metazoa; Arthropoda; Insecta; Hymenoptera; Apidae. The record is from RefSeq and is a predicted model, not a curated record. Bases 244 to 936 code for a protein of 230 amino acids. The transcript has 6 exons.